AUGUCUUCUUUAGCUCGCCUUCUCCAUCGUAAGUUCUUCACUUCUUCCCCUGCAACCAUCCCAAGCACUGCUACAACUUUCAAGACAACCGUUGAUGGCCUAUUCCAUGAACGAGACCUCAAAAAGCUCGUCGAAAAGUUCAAAUCUUGCUCCGAUAACUAUAGAUUUCGCUGCAAGCACCGCAUCUAUGAAACUACGGUCCGUCGCCUUGCCGGGGCCAAGAAAUUUUCAUGGGUAGAAGAGAUCCUCGAACACCAGAAGAAGUAUGCCGACAUCUCCAAAGAGGGUUUUGCGGUCCGGCUUAUUUCUCUCUAUGGCCAAUCCGGCAUGUCCGAGCAUGCCUGCAGGAUGUUCGAUCAAUUACCUGAAUUAAAAUGCACACGCACGGUGAAAUCCUUCAACGCCCUCCUCUCGGCUUGUGCCGAUUCUAGGAAUUUCGAUAAGGUUGAUCAGAUUUUCCGUGAACUUCCGUCGAGAUUGUCGAUAACCCCGGAUCUUUUCUCCUAUAAUAUUAUGGUCCGGGCUCUAUGUGACAGGGGGUCGUUGGAUUCUGCGCUUUCAUUUCUAGAUGAGAUGGAAAAGAAUGGUGUUAGCCCGAACCUGAUUACUUUCAACACGCUUCUGAAUGCGUUCUACGGGGAUAACCGGUUUUCUGAUGGUGAGGAGAUUUGGGCUAGAAUGGAAAAGAGCAAUUGUAUUCCAGAUGUCCAAAGUUUUAAUGCUAAGAUGCGGGGCCUUGUUCUUCUAGGAAAAACAUCGGAGGCAGUUAAGUUGUUUGAUGAGUUGAAGACUAGGGGAGUGAAACCUGAUAUCUUUAGUUUCAAUGCUUUAAUUAAAGGGUUUUGUAAUGAAGGGAAUUUAGAAGAAGCCAAGAAAAUUUACAGUGAAUUGGAGAAAAAUGAUUGCACCCCGAACCGACCAACUUAUGAAACACUCGUUCCUUGCCUUUGUGAAAAAGAAGAUUUUGGUCUAGCCUUUAAGCUCUGCAAGGAAAGUCUUAACCGAUGCCGUGUGGAUGCUGGUCUGUUGCAAGUUGUGGUAGAUGGAUUGGUCAAAGAGUCAAAGGUUGAGGAUGCAAAGAAACUUGUGGAGCUUGGGAGGUCCAAGAGUUACUCUCGCUCUAGUCUGAAAAUGCCUGUCUAA
Messenger RNA from Nelumbo nucifera (sacred lotus), 1143 nucleotides. RefSeq names its product small ribosomal subunit protein mS79 (rPPR3b)-like. NCBI's taxonomy places the organism in Eukaryota, Viridiplantae, Streptophyta, Magnoliopsida, Proteales, Nelumbonaceae. Gene Ontology annotation, cellular component: chloroplast. The record is from RefSeq and is a predicted model, not a curated record. Gene Ontology annotation, biological process: chloroplast-nucleus signaling pathway; mitochondria-nucleus signaling pathway. Gene Ontology annotation, molecular function: protein binding.